This is a messenger RNA of Miscanthus lutarioriparius, 438 nucleotides long. The record is from the annotation of a GenBank genome assembly. NCBI's taxonomy places the organism in Eukaryota, Viridiplantae, Streptophyta, Magnoliopsida, Poales, Poaceae.
AUGUCCUACUCAGUCCUUAUUAUCCUUAUUAAAGGAUUUGUGGCUUUUGCCUCUGGAGGUUCUUACUUUUCUGCCUUGCCAACGUUGCAGCUGCUCCCAGAGACUAACCAUAAGGUGACAAAGGCGAACGUGAUGAAUCAGUCUUGGUCCAGACCAGCAGCAGUAAGGAGCAAUGGGAGUUACCUUGCCAAGGAUCAGAACCCUCGUGCACCUGACCUUGCCGAGAAGCUGUCUCAGCUGUCAAUGGGCCCCAACAGGGUUUCGGGUUUGGGUUCCGAGAGGUUCCCUACAGAUCUGAAGUAUCGAACCCAUGGGAACACUGUCAAGCGCCCCUUGCCCGUGGGAUCCAGGGCGUGGCAUGGCCCAGCCGACCCCUUCCGGCGCCCAUACGAGAUGCCAGGUGAUAGGGCUCUCCUUCCGAGGAAGCUCGUAAGCUGA